UCCAUCUCACUCAAUUGUCUUGUUUUUGAAAAUAAUGAAUUUUAUUAUGGUUAGUUGAUGCUGCAGUUGAUGAAAGACUAUGGUUUUGCUGGUUGACUGUGGCUUCAUUUCAAGAUGUUUAUUUAGCUGUUUUCUUAUUAUUUUCAAUGAUUAUUGAAUGAAAAGAGAAAAGCUGCAACUUCCCCUGGUAAAUAUAUUGAUUUUUGAGAUAGCAAAGGCUCUGAAAUUGAAGCUGGAGAAGCAGAAUGAUCAGUUUGUGAAACAGAGGACCUCACUGAGCUUUGCUGCAUAGGCUGGACAAAUGGCGUUUUUUAGAAACCUUCACCAAAAUCUGAGCCUUCCCUCUGUGUCUUCCCUGGUGGACACGCUCAGCAGUGCUGUGGAUGACCUGGCCAGUGUUGUUGGGGAGGUUGGCUACUCUGUAGCUGACUCAGUGACAGAGCAAGUAACGAGCAUGAUCAAUGGCCUGCGGACAGAAGAUGAGAGCUCCAGAACGCAGGGUGAUAAACCUGGGGAAGGCAGAGAGGAACACACACCAUCAUUAACUCAUUCUCAGGAAAUUAAUAUGAAAACAAAGAGAGGUGCUGCAGAACAUGAAGAGACUCAUAAUUCUAAUUCAUUAGAUUUUGUGAAAAAAGGUACAACUCAAGUUGGAGUAUCUGACCAUGUCUUGAGCAAAAACCAGUUAAGAGGCAUAGAUAAUAAUCCUCUCAGUGAUACAGAAAUACCUCAGGAUUUGAAGACUGUAGAAGGACCUUUUAAAAGGGAAGUAGCAAGGGGAAGUAGUGAGUGUUUUGUAAAUGAUAAGUUCUUGAGGGAUAGUAACCUGAAAAGUAAAAAACUUACAGUGGAGCAAUCUAUUGAGGAGCAAGAUAAUUGUCUAUAUGCAGUAUCAGAUAAUUUGAAGAAUCGUGAGCAUAAAAAAGUCAAACCGCAAUCACCUGGUGCUGAUAUUAAAGAUUCUGAUAAAGUGCACAGUAUGAAUGUUCCCCAAGAUUUAGAAACAAAACAGAAGGCAAAAUUAUCAGACCCCAGCUUGAAGAAGAUGCACAGUGACCAUCCCAAUUGCCUUAAUGAAAUCAAAGAAAAGAAAUCUGAAUCCUUCUUAGAGAGAAAAAGAAAACCUGUCUCAAAGGAUGAAGACGGUGUGUCAACUGCAGUUGCAAAUGAGGGUAAAAGGAAAAGCUCAAAGAAAUUAGAAAGAGAGCUAUGUAAUAAGAAGACAGCAGGAAAAGACAAUUCUUAUAUGAGUAAAGACCAGCAUGGUUCAUCAUCUGAGAGUGAAGAUGAAGCACUGGGUAAAUAUCAUGAGGCCUUGUCUAGAACCCAGAGUUCCAGGCUGCCAGUGGUGGAUGGCAGACAGCAAAAAAACUAUAUAUGGGAAACCAGACAAAAAUAUAGUCCCCUGUCUGCAGAAUAUGAUGGAUACAGUAGUGAAGCCUCAAUAGAUGAAGCGAACUGCAUUCAGAGGAUGAGAAGAACGCCUCCGCUGGAUGAACUGCAGCCGCCUCCGUACCAGGAUGACAGUGGCUCUCCUCAUCUUUCCUGCACGCCUUCCGAAGUUGGAGACAGCAAAUGUGAAUAUUCCCAGUGUAGCAACAGCCCAAGGUGCUCAUAUAAGUGCCCAAGUGAGGGAAGCACAGGACACGAAAUAGAAAGCUUCCAUAACAAAGGAUACGAAGAGGAUGUUCCCAGUGAUAGCACAGCGGUUCUUAGUCCAGAGGAUAUGUCAGCUCGAGGCUCAUCUUCACAGCUUCCUAAACCUUUUGAUCCUGAGCCAGUAGCUAAAUACGGCACACUGGAUGUGACUUUUGACUAUGACUCACAGGAGCAGAAGCUUUUGGUGACAGUGACAGCUGUCACAGACAUUCCAACAUACAGCAGGACAGGUGGAAGCUCGUGGCAAGUACACCUAGUUCUUCUCCCUAUAAAGAAGCAGAGAGCAAAAACCAGCAUCCAGCGGGGACCGUGCCCUGUGUUCACAGAGACAUUCAAAUUUAAUCACGUCGAGUCCGAGAUGAUUGGGAAUUACGCGGUUCGCUUUCGACUGUACAGCGUACGGCGCAUGAAAAAAGAGAGGAUUGUGGGAGAAAAGAUUUUUUACUUGACGAAAUUGAACCUUCAAGGGAAGAUGUCAGUGCCAGUGAUACUGGAACCUUCUUACAGUCUGCCUGGCUGUGACUCUCAAAUGAGCAUGUCAGAAGUGUCCUGCAGUGAAAGUACCUCCUCUUGUCAGUCUCUGGUACAUGGCUCAGCUCCAGAAAUCCUCAUUGGCCUCCUUUAUAAUGCUACAACUGGAAGAUUAUCAGCAGAAGUGAUAAAAGGCAGCCACUUCAAAAACUUGGCAGCGAACAGACCACCCAACACCUACGUGAAGCUAACGCUGCUGAACUCGAUGGGGCAGGAGAUGUCCAAGUGCAAAACCUCCAUCCGCCGAGGGCAGCCCAACCCUGUGUACAAGGAGACCUUCGUGUUCCAGGUGGCCCUGUUCCAGCUCUCGGACGUGACGCUCAUCCUGUCCGUCUACAACAAGCGCAGCAUGAAGCGGAAAGAGAUGAUCGGCUGGAUUUCCUUAGGGCUCAACAGCUCGGGAGAGGACGAGCUCAACCACUGGACUGAAAUGAAGGAGUCGAAGGGACAGCAAGUCUGUAGAUGGCAUACUUUACUGGAAUCCUAAGGGAUGGUAGAAGGUGCAGCCGUGCUUCUGAGGGAGCUUGUUCUCCCAGGAAGGUGAUCACCCCAGGUCGCAGUCAGCAGAUGCCUUGUGGGAGUGAAAAAUGGAAACUGCGGUCAACAUUCCAUCACGAAGGAUGCACAACCUGCAAAAUGGUGGGAUUUAAUACAGGAGCUUCACUUGGUGUCAUGAACUUCCUUGGUGUCAGAGGAGCCUUGCUGUACACAGAUACGAUAGCGGUCCCUUCCCCAUCCACCUGAUGCUGUAUUUGUUUGGGUUUGUUUUUGUGAUUUCAAUUCAGAAACAUUUUGUGCGAGGUUCUCCAAAUUAAUGUAAGCUCCUCCUUGUGUACCUUUUGUAUUGCUUUAAUACUGUAGCUUCUGACCUGCCUGCAUUCAGAUUAAAGGUCAAUAGUUUGCACUUCGAGAAAAAAGUUAAUGGUCUGUAAAGCAAAAGCAAAAAAAGAAGAAAAACCACUGAUGAAAGAACACUUAAUAAUAUAGCAAAUAGAAAUAUACUGUUGUUUUGCACUGAAUUUCUUUCCAGGAGUUUGGUAAAGUUAGUUUUCAUUUUUUGAUAUGCAGUUGGUUUGAAAAAUACUAGCAUUUGGGCAUCAGGUGAACUUUGACAUCAAAAUAAUGUUUCUUCAAUAUGUGACAGGAACGAGCUCUAUAUAUGGCAAAAAUUGGGGUUUUCCCUCUUGCCUGUACUUCUGCCUAAUCCAAAGAGACCAGAUCAUUAGUUUGGUCCCUUCCAAAACUCCUUAGACAGGUUGUACUGUAAAACUAUGUAACUUUCUGUUGAAAGCACUUCCUCUAUUCAUGUAUUCCAAUGUAGGAAGCUCAUAGAGCACGACUUUACUAAAAUAUAUUUUCAUUAAGCAAAUUGAUACAGGUUUCUUUAAAAUGUCAGCAGUUGGAAGUUAGGUUGAAAGAUUGUGAAGGAAGUGUCAGCAGUUUAACUAUUCUGAACGAAUGCAAAAUACUAUGGCUUUGCUUGAAACAGGUAUCCAUUCAGGUCUCUUGUGAGCUGUUUUAGGCAUUACCAUUUGCUGUUUGUUGCAAGUAGAGAGCAGACCAGGAGUUUUUACCUUUCUUCUUGAAGAAGAGAACAUCAGUAGGUUUUUUUUCCUAGUGAUUUGCCAGCAAUUGAACAAAUGUUCACACACAAAAUAGAAGUUUGCUUUGCUUGUGUUCAGGCUGGAAAACACAGCUUUCUAAUGAUGCAGUUGAGAAGCUGCUGUUUAUCACCAGAUAAGCACUCGUGGCAUCCACCAAAAUUGGGGAAAUAUCAGUGCUUCUGAGGUUCCUGUUUGUCCCAAAGCCUUUAGCUGGACUUACACUAAUUUAUUGACUGCUAAAUCUAAUUCAUAUUGCUAAAAUGAUGCAUUACUGAGUAAAAGUAUUUUUUAAAAGCUUCCAAUUUUAAAUAUUCUUUUUUGCCUAUUAUUACAAGUUUUGUUUAUUUUUAAUUGUUCCAGUAAAGAAAGCAGUUUCUUUUUUCUUAUAAAUUAUGGUGAUGUCUUACCAAUAUGAGACCUCAAUGACUGUUGUAGCACUUGGUGGGUAGAAGAGUAAAGUGUUGGAUUUUGUUGAGACAAUUUGUGUUAGUCAAAAGAGUUCUCAUUAGGACAGAUGUGUUCCUCUUGAAUUCCUUUAUAAUACCUUUGAACAAUCCUGGCUUUGGGUAUACAGUCAGGUACAGUGAGACUGGUGAUGGUGCAUAUGCUGUAAUAAAGAUAUUUCACAUGGUUCUCAAAUUCUCACACUAUUUAACAAUUUCAUUAAGUGCUUUUUAAAGGAUUUUGUAAUUCCACAUCUUGAUUUAUUUGGUGUCAUUUGAUGGAUUUAUUUGCAGAGCCAGGCUUUCAGUUUUUGUUGAUUUAAAUAUUUAAACAUUAUUACAGACCUUUGAUUUUGUUUUUUUCCUCUUGAUAUUGUGCUGCUGCUUCAUUUACAGAAGCUUUAUUUACUAAAUAUAAAUAAUGCAAAAACUUUCUUUAAACGGGAAUGGUCUUGCAGUAAUACAAUGCAGGUUGUCUCUCAGUCAUUUUUGUUAGUCCAGUUUUAGAAAUGUAAUGUUGAGUGUAGAAUUUAAUACAAAAUCAGCAUUAAUUUUAUAUGCAUAAGGAAAAUGUUCAGACUUUCACAAUCUUUUCAGCUUUCCAUAUAAUAUAAGCAAUGACAUAGAAGCUGUUGUAAAGCAGCUUUUCUCUGGAUGUGGAAGUGGUUUUAUCUAUUCUGUUUGUGGAUAUUUAGAUGCUCUUUCCUAAAACUGAAAAUUGUCUCUUGAUUGUUGUCUCUUUGUACAGGUUUUGCUAUUUAAAAUAAUGUACAAUAUUGAACAGCAAGAACUGGGUCAGGUAAUUCCAGUGGAGAACAAACUUAACAUCAUCACUGAACAAAUGAAGAAGUCAGUUUGGAAGGUGCAGCAAAUAACCUCUUACAGAGCUAAACUAAACUGUGUCAUGAGUUGGGUUUCUGUUUGUGAGUUGCAUUGCUUCAGCUUUGCAUUUCAACAUUUAGAUUUCUAAGGCACUGAAUUCUUAAUUUAGACACAGCAAUGUCUGUGUUGGGCUAAUUUGAGAAGAGGAAUCUCUCUCUAGGACUUUACCUAAAGUGUCUGGGACCAGUCUGUGCUUCACAGAAGAAGGAUUGGUUUACUUGGAUUUAUACUGUACAAAGGCUAGGAACUGAAUGUGUAAAGGUUGGGAAUGAAUGUUUAAUUUUUAUUGCAGUAGAAUAUGGAUUUGCCAUGCAAAACCAGUCACACCAAUAACUGGAUUCAUCCUGGGAUUUUUAUGAGUUAAUUGUAGUAGCAAUAGCUGUCAUGUUGUUUUUUUUUCUUCCUAGAACCUAUUCUUACUAUUUGAUUUGUUUGUAAUUUUGUUCUUCAUUGCUUAUGCAAACCUACACCUUUGUAUUUGAAUUCUGCCUUCAGCUAUUGUGGGUUUUUUAAACCCUACAUAAGGGCUUGCACACACAGUUUUGUGCAUUCAGUUAGGUCUUAAGCAUGGAACAGAAUUGCUGAAGAACAAAGUAUCUGUGAAAAAUUAGAGGCACUUGUAUUUUCCCCAGAGUUGGCUGUGUUUUUUUCAUAGCUUUUUGUUGUUUGCCUUUGUUCAAAAGUACAGUAAGUACUUGAAAAAAUGUUUCAAAUUAAUUACUUUUCUGUGUGCCAGCAAAUGAUGUAGAAAUUGCAGAUCUUGAAUUGAAUCUGUUUCCUGUCAGUGUAGCCUUAAAUAAUUGUAGAACAGUGACGUUCCUACAGAUUCUGUUCUUACAUCCUUUCUGUAUACGAUCUGUUUGGUUUUAGUGCUUACAACAUUUCCCAUAGGUCAUCCUGAAGUGUUAUAAAUGUGAAAAAGUUGGUCAGUUCCUCUCUGUUAAGGGCAAGGUUGUGAAGGGCAGGCCAGCCAAGCACGAAACCACUGCAGUGAAGGAGGAGAGGUUGUGCAGCGCCUGCAGGACAUUGCUGUCCCCCACAUCCACAUGGGAGGCAGGAAGGCAGCAGAGCCAUCCUGCUGCUCCCAUUCAGCCAGGGGACACAGGGAACGAGGGGAGCACUGGAAAGAUGCAAAGCUUGGUCCCCAUGCUGCUGCCUCACACUCAGGGUGUGAGAUGUCCACGUUGUAGCUGCACUGAGAGGUCUGACUGCAAAGGCAGAAGCAAGGCAAGAUGUAAGCUCUGCUGUGGGAGAAAUGUGACACAAUUUCUAAAUGGAAUGAAAGUCCACUAAACUCAUUAGUAAUUAGAUCUGGAAAUUUAGGGAGCCCUUGGAAUGAAGGUAUGUGCUUUUGUGGGAGCUAAACAUUAUCAAUUUAGAAAAUGCUUGAGCUGAAAAGAUUUUAUGGCAUUAACUGUUGAAAUAUUUUUACCUGUAAAUUUUUGCAAUUACUUUUGAUGGCAGAUGCAGUGUCAGCAUCAGUACCUUCCCAUUUUCACACCUUUGGAGCAAUUCUUUUGUUGUCUAAAAUUUGUGUUUGUGUUCUUGAUUUAUUCUCUCUUCUCCCCAAUGGCUCACUCCUGCAAACUCCCCAUGGCCCUGAAAAGCUGCCUGUGGCAGUCACUGGACCUUAGAUGUAAGGGACACACUGUACACUAAGGUACUGGUGCAAAAUUUAUUUGACCUCCCCAACUCCCAAAGAUUUCUGAAAUACAAACCAUCAGUUUUAAUAUAGCAAACCAGAAGAAGAAAACUUCUUUGAUGGAGACAUUUUCAUGUAGGAAUUGAGUAUUAAUCACUCUUACACAUGCCAAUUCUAACAAAAAGUCUGGAGUGAGAUCAGGGAAUGAGGUUGGAGUGGAGGCCUUUUGGCCUGAGCUGUUACAGCCUGAAACUAAUAAUAGAAUGCCCUUUCAUUGAACUCAGAGUUGUAUUGAGCCCUCUACUUAUGACACUUUUCUGGAGGAAAAAGCUGUCCUGUUCAUAGCAGUCUUUAAAAUCAGUCUUGUCACUUGUUUGUAAGGCAGACUGACUUCCUUCUGAAGCCGAAAUCUCAAUAACAGUUAAAAAUCCUUUUAAUUUUUCCACUGAUGCAUGGUGCAUGCCUGCCUGCCAUUAAUGUUAGUGUGAGGAGCCCACAGGCUUCAAGAGGAGACCAGAUCUCACCCUGAAGGUGUGAAGAGCAAUAGGAUUGCUAGGAUAGAGGGGUGGCGCAGCCUAGCAUCUGCAACAGUCAAAUAUUAUUUCAGUUAUAAAUGGAGGCAAAAAACCAAACAUCCAGAUACUGUCACAAACCUGUUUAUUCAUUCAUUAUCUUUUUUUGUCUUCUUUUCCUCAGCUUUUGAAAUAUUUUUAAAACUUAUCAUUAAAAAUGUUAAAGUAGUCCCUAAACAUUCUUGAUCGUUUUACCUGGAACAUUUCAGCAAUGUUUAGUUAGAAGGAGACAUCAAGAAUGUUCUGGUUUUUUGGUCUUUAACUCAACUGCUAGAUUUUGUAGUACAUCACAGCUGGAUUUCAGACUGCUUUGUUCUGUUUUUCUUGAGGAAAAAGUCACAGGAACAUUUCCUUGCCAGUGAAAUCACCAAUACCCAUUGAAGAGAUGUCAUGUGAGAGUAAGAGCGUUAAAAUAAGAGAUGGCUUCCUACAGUAGCUGCAACAGUGACUCAUAUUCUUCUCUUGGAACCUUGUGGCCCUUGGAGGGCCCUGCUCAGACAAACUGUGACUUAGUUGUGGAGUUCAUGCCUUCAGAGCAGUACUGGUCUCUGUGGAUAUUGUGUGGCUUCUAAACCAGUGUAUUUUGCAGAGGGUAGAUGGUUUUUUAUUUGCCUUGGGUGAGUGGGGCAAGUGCCAACUGGCCUACAGUAACAUGGAUUAGUUUAGCCUUAAGAACUUAUCACUGCCCCUCCUUAAAUUCAAGCAGGGUUUCUUCCUUUCUGCAGACUAUGCAGAAAUCUUAUGCACCAGUAUCUGCUUAUAUUAUGUCUACCUGAAUAUGGCACAAUUAUUAGUGCUGGCAAGCUUAGUUCUUAUGUGGUGUGACUGAAGUAAUGGAUGGGCCUGGUACAUGCUGGAUCAAGUUUUGCUGGAUCUAGUUUUGCUGUUCAGACUUAUGCUGGAUCAAUAUAGAAACAUGGUCCUUAUGCAGAGGAAUGUGCCAGGAGCCAGGAACGUGGGUGGUACUGCUCUUGUAGGAAUGAAGAUCAGAGACAGCUCUGCCCAGAAAAAAGGGCAAAGCUGUCUUAUAGCAAGAAGGAUUAAUUCAUUUCCUUGGAAGCAUCUUCUGGUUGAGCUGGCAUAAAGGCCCUACUCAGGAGAGCAGAAGCAGUAAUACCAUACCACUGAAGGAAUACCUCAUGGACAUUCAGGGAUGUAAUUAAUGUCAUCCUUUUCUCUCUUGUAUCUGAGGACAAGAGUCUUGCCCAUUGUAUCAAUAUAAUUUUUUUUCUGUGUUUUGCAAACCCUGUGGACACUGACUGCAUGCUGAGGGUGUAAAGUGGAUGGCUUUUUAACUUUUGGUUUAUUUCCAGAGUGUGAAUUUGAAUGAACUUGAAGAAUUAGCUAGAAUCAUUAUCCUAGCUUUGAGAUGCAAUCUCUAGGCCAUAGUACAAGCAAGGAGCAGGGCUUUGAACCAGUUUUGAUUGUCAAUUUUGCAAAUGGCUUAUUAUGACAUUUUAAGAAAAUUUCUAAGCAGUUGAAUGUAUUAAGGAAUAUUUACAAAAAAGGAGAUAGAGCAAUGAUCUUUUUUUACUAUACAGCUAGUUUGCUGUCCUUUCCAGUAAACCACAAGGUUCAUUAGUGCUCAGUACUGUUUCGUUUAUGAUAAAUGUUUUUAAUGUGAUUUUCAUAACAAUGUGUAAUUAGUGAAAUCUUUUAUUCAAUUUUUCCCUUUAUUUGCUUUUUUUAAGGAGACAUUUCUCCUUAUAUAGUAUAUAUACUUUCUUACAGAGCUUUCUUACCUAUUUUUAUAUAAGAUGAUUUAACAAUGUGAAAUUAAAUGCUCUAUGAGCAAGCUAUAUCACUGUUAACGCAAUCAAAAGUGCUAAUAUAAUGACUAAGGGCCUGAACCUUCUGCCUUUUACUCAGGUCCUGGUUUAACCAGAUGUCUUUCAUGCUGUGUAGGACCUUUCCCUGUAAGCACUUCCAUCUAUUCCUGGGGAUGUCUCAGAGAAAGGCACUAUUAACAUGAAUAACAGUGGUAAAACUGAGCCUCCUCUCCAUUCUUAGUGGGACAUCUGUCAUGAGUAAAGGCUGCUGGCUCUGUCCCAAAGUAUAGUUUUAGAUUAUAGUUCCCUUGAUCUUCAGUGAUUUUGAACUUGUUUUUCUGGUGACUAUAAGCUAAUAACUGAUCUUAGUGAAUACAAAUAUUGAAUUGUGCUGUUACCAGCAAGAUUAUUAAAAUGUGUUUCACAUUUUAAUUCAUUCUUUCAUUGGGAUAUAAGGAGUUGGAUUUGUGAAGCAUUAUGUUGCAUAGAGAUAGCACACAUUCACCACAUUUCUAAAAGGUAUGAAAUAUACAGUAUGUAGCAUUUUCUUGCAUACUUUUAUACUGCCUGUACGUCACCGAUGCACUCGGUGCCUUCCUUCUUUUGUAUAAAAUUUCAUAUGUAGAGAAACUGAAGUUAUGGUGUGUAAGCAAUGUCACUGCAACUGAAGAGAUGUCUUAAACUGAUUAUUCCUAGUCCAGGAGGUUUCAAAGGGCAGUUCAGUUUAACACAAUGCAUUUCUUUGAAUUUGAAGUUUUCCCCUUUCCUUCCUCGCCCCCACCCCAACCCCCAUCCAAGAAACUUCCUCAUGUGGCUGUUUAUUCUUAAUUGAUUCCUGUGUCUGAUGUAAGUCACAUGGUGUUAACCAAAGAACCGAGCCUGUUUCUAAUUAUUUGGAUAAAUAAAGUUUGGACUUGCAAUUACUUAAAGACAAAAAUGAUAUGAUGGAUCUCUGUUAACAAAUACAAAAUAGGCUUCUGUAAAUGUGACUCCCAGCUAAGAAUUCCAAAUACCUCUUUUCUGACUGGAUGUGCAUUGUUUUAUCAGUAGCAAAGUGUUUGGGUUGUGUUUCUUGGUGCAUUUUAAUCAAAAUCCUAUCACAAACAAAACUAUCAGUAAGUGCUGUCAGAUUAGCUUGGUUUACCAUGUUAUACCUAUAUCUGAAGUGUGCUACUUUGAGAACAGAUUUGGCUUUCCUGUGUCUGAAGUCCUGAUGUUGUACAAUAAUUAUCUGGUGUAUGCUGGUCUCACAGGAACAGACUGAUGCUGCAUCAUAUGUACCAGUGUCCCUUUGUUGUACAACUUCUGUAAUAUAACACAGUUUUCAACUACUGUUUCAACCUGAAAUUCCUUAAAUUUCAAUGCAUGUAUAGCCUUAAACAUCUAAGACACCAAGCACAGUUUUAAAGGGAAUAGGUUAUAUUUGCAAGUCCUGUUUGUCUCAGAAGUCAUAGAAUUAUUUUUAUAUAUUAGUCAGAGAUUGUAGAAAAUGGAUACACUGCAGUUGUGUUAUCAACCAUGCUCCUAAUUAUAUGCACUAAAAAAUAAAAAAAAAAGUCAUUUUUGCUAAAUGUUUUGGAGAUGAAGUAUCAGUGCUCAUUUCCUUUCUUGAGUUUGUUUUUGUUUUCAUAAUUUAAUUUCUGCACAGAACCUUGGGUGCCCUUAAAUAAUACCUGUGACUGAAUUCAUGCAGAUUUUCGGUAUUCCUUGAGCUGCUCUUGUUUUUGUUCCUUUUUUAAAUUGAAUCAGUGGUAAUUAAAAUUCCCCUAAAAAAAUCCCCCUUUUUUUUUUUUUUUUUUUUUUUUACAUUUUGACAGUAACAUAAUUAGAGCAAAUGACUGUUUGCAGCUGUUUAUGCAGCUUAUUAAAGCCUGAGAACUUUGUUUGAAACUGUCAUUAUAAUCCAGAUGAAGACAUAGGUUUCAUGGCAUUUCAGUCCACAUCAGGUGAAAGCAGGAGCUCUGGCAAUGAAUGUGCAGAUCUGCACAUGGUGUGUCAGGCUCUGAACCCCCUGAGGGAUUUAUAAUUAAGUGUCACCUUGUAUCUACAGUAUCUCCAGUUGUGUGUUGUCAGAUACUUGUUGUUUUGUUUUCUUUCUUAUUACCUAGCAAAAAACUACUUUUAUCAUUUUUGUGCUACUGUAUAUUAAUCUUGAGGGUUCCCAGUGUGCAAGAUCAGUUUAAUGUUGUCAGUUCUCUUUCUGUAAAAAACCCCUGGACUUUCAGCAUACACAUCCCAUUCCUGUUCUGGGGAGAGCCAGAAUGCCACCAGCUGGUUUUAGUUAUAUUUACCUGUACAGCACAGGUAACUUCAAUCCCAUGUGAGUUUGAUUGAAACAUGCUAUAGUAUAUUUUCAAACCUUGGAUGUGUCACAACAUUAAAAUAGUCAUUUUGCAUAUCUGAAACUUUGCAGCUGUGAAUUUGUAUUUUGUUUACUCUAUCUCUGUGAAAUGUAUUUUUGUCAGUUUGAGGACUUUGGAUAUUUCAAAGUAUUUUCUGUACGUGAAAACAGCUUUUUGCAUGUGAAUUUAAUUGCUGGAAAGUAUUUGAAAAAAAAAAAGGAAAAACCACUUUUAAAACCUGUUGUUGUCACUUUCCUUUGGAAUUCAUUACCUUGUAAACAAAAACAGACUUCACUGUUCAGAAGAUAGUAACGCUUGGUCAACCAUUGAAACUUCUGUCUGCAUUAAAGAAAAAAUAUUUUUUAAUUUUGGCAAGGUAAUCCUAGCCCUUACACACAAUUUGGCUCUGUUUACAAAUUACCUAAGUUUCUCCAAUUCCCUUUUUGUCCCCCACCCUCUUUGUUGAUGUCAUGAACCUUCUGCUUAAAUAACUUUAAAUUAACCAGUGUGACAAUGUUCUAACAAAUAUGAUGUGUAUACUGGCAAAUAAAGACACUCAGGUGAUCA
This is a messenger RNA of Oenanthe melanoleuca, 12011 nucleotides long. RefSeq names its product synaptotagmin 14 (gene SYT14). NCBI's taxonomy places the organism in Eukaryota, Metazoa, Chordata, Aves, Passeriformes, Muscicapidae. The transcript has 6 exons. Bases 302 to 2677 code for a protein of 791 amino acids. The record is from RefSeq and is a predicted model, not a curated record.